This is a messenger RNA of Candidula unifasciata, 774 nucleotides long. NCBI's taxonomy places the organism in Eukaryota, Metazoa, Mollusca, Gastropoda, Stylommatophora, Geomitridae. The record is from the annotation of a GenBank genome assembly.
UCGGAUGCGUCGGAAUGGUCAACCGAGUGGCAGGACGUUGCUGAUUUAUGGAAGCCUAAUGAUGACAAAGAUAAAUGGAGAGCAUUCGAGCCUGCUAAAGAUUCGAGCACCAUACGAUGGUGGGAAGGAACACUGGAUGACGAUUUGUGGAGCCAAAAAUCUCCAGAAAGUCUAACAGGGAAGUAUGAAGACGUGUCAUCAACAUCCUUGCCAUCAACAGAUUCAACUAAACCAUUUUCACAAAACGAGCAGACAGCCUCCAAUACAUCUCAGACUGCCCCACCCGCAGUUUCAUCCAGCACGGUUAUUGCAGACUCAGAUUCCGGCCAGCCAACAUUUAAGAAAGGAGAGGUGAAUACGUUUGCAGAACCUGACCCUGGAAACUAUUAUAGGUCUAGUGGAGAGAGCUAUGGGGGAAAGAUUUGGGAUUCCGCCUACUCUGAUUUCAGUAGUCAGAGAAAUGUCCAACAAGACAUGAAAAAUCAUAAUCACCGUUUUAAAGAUACAAAUGCUAUAUACGGCAAAGGGGCGAGACUUCCCGUACCACAUGCUGGUUCUGUCAAUUCUGCAGUCGUUGAGAGUAUGCCCAAGUCAACAACCAGAAAGCAAGAAGAAGCAACAACAAAGAAAUCAAACAGUCAAUUUAAGGACUGGGAUGACUGGGACAACUCAGCUUUUGAUUAUUACGAUGAUAAAAAUGAAGAAAAUAAAGACAACAAGAAAGACACUAGAUUAGCAACAUCGAAGGAUUUCACAGUAGUGACAGUGUUGUAA